AUGGCUUCUUCUGUGCCUUCAGCAUCAGUUUUUUCCUUGCCGCUUCCGCCCUGGCAACAACCUCCUAGCGUGCGCGUAGCUCAAUAUGAGCGUAAGAAGCGCAAGAGGGAUUUCGAUGAUUGGGGAAAUGAGACCGAGGAUGCUGGUGGCGAAACAACUGAUGCUGCCUCAGAUUUUACUCCGGCGGCAUCAUCCUUGAUUUUAUCGCCCAAUGAAGCCCAUCAAUACCGCAUUGCAGGUCUUCCUUUCGACCAAGAGCUUCCAGGUGGACAUUUUCCGCAUGCAGCACCAAAAGACUCAUCACAUCGUCGGGAAAUCAAAGGCGAUAUACUCAAGGGCUUGUCGAACUUAUCGCCUCCCAUCUAUCCGCCACAGUCCGCUGCUCAUCAGGGGAAUCUUCGGUUGCAGCAUUUUGCCGUGCUCUCGGCCAUUCUCCAUCGUUGCCUUCUCCAACGAGAUUAUCUCCGCGCGGGAAGGUCUUGGGCUCUGAUUCUCCGUGAAGAGUAUGGAGGCAAUCCCGUUGAUAUACGCAACGAAGAGAGGUGGGGCAUCGGCGCUGAGAUCCUACUUCGGCGGGGACGACAGUUGUCAGAUCUCACGUCUUCAUCUGAACCAGUGGAUGAUGGGUCUUUGAAACCGAAGAACGCUUUCGGGCUUUGCUUUACGAGGAAAGGAUUUGAGGAUGCGAGGCAGUAUUACGAGAGGCUCAUUAUUCAACACCCGUUUCGAAAAGUCGCGCCGGACGCAACAAGCGCCUUACAUUUCUACCCCGCCAUGUUUGGACUUUGGAUAUACGUUGUCCAAGAGGAGAGCAAUACCGCUCGAGAUGCGAUGCAACAGAGUUUUGCUGAGGACUCAUCUGAUGAAUUGUCGGAUGAUGAAGAUGGGUUCAAGGCUCAUAGCAGCUCUGUCAAAAGGAAGCAGAAAAUGGCCGCAGAGAUACGAGUGAAGGAACUAGAACAAGCACAGCAGAUUGCAGCCCGUAUGGAUGAGAUUAUUGUGUCGCCUCCAUACUCGGAUUCCCCCGAGCUAUUGGAACUUAGGGGUAUGAUUUCGCUCUGGAUUGCGGAUCUUUUUGUCUUGAGUGUACCGCAACCAGAGGAUGACUAUCAUAACUUUAACGAUGUCGACACCAUAUCCUCUGAUGGCUGUACAGGGUCCAUCCAAGAAAGGCGAGAACAGAGGCUUGCCAUGGAAAAGAGGCAGGCGGAGAUUCUGAAAUCGGUAGGGUACUUUGAGAAAGGAAAACAGCGCGGUAGGGGGGUUUCUCAUACUCUUGAAAACCUUCAUAUCGACGAUGGAAUCUCUUACAAAACAAUGGGGGUCGGAGAUUAUAUCCAUUCCAAAGAAGCCGGUCAACACCGUGCUGCCACGAAUGAGACGUCAACCCAGUCGAGAAAAUUCUUAGCUGAGCAGGCCAAAGUCAAUGUUCCUCCGACAAACCUGAUGGCACCUGUUCCCUUGGGGGUUGGUGCGUCUGGGCUACCGCAAGAACUAGAAGAUGCUCAACAAAGAGAUACGUUCGACACAGAUGUGGAAGGGAUUGAUGAAUCUACUAUUGCUGGAACCAGUAUUGCCGAUGCUGAAGAAUUUCGAAUCCAACCUACCCAAUUACCUCAACUUCAGCCGCCUCAGCCAACUCAGAUCACAAAUAUCCCUCAGCCUCAAGACACGGACACAAGACCUUUAUACCAAUUUCGCCAUGGACGUCGUCCGUACCAAUCUAACUGGUACGAGAAUUUGGGGGAUAAGGCUAUGAAGUCAGCAGGAUUCGAGUCAGACGAUGCCGACGACGACGCUAGCCAGUUGACUUCUAUUGCCGGAGAUGACGAAAGGGAUGAGCCCAAUGAUUGGUACUAUUCUCACAAGCAUCGUGCUGCACCUGAGGAACCUUUGAGCAAACGCCUGGAGAAUUUCUGGAAUGCUAGCAAACGAACAACUCCCAAACCAACAACUCAAUUCCAUCCAGAGACAAAACACCCGGUGCUAGCCCCACCAGCUCUUGAGUCCAGGAAACAGGAUCUGCCCGUGGGUGAAAGCAGAAAGAUUACCCUUUCUCGCAGUAUGACCGCGACGCCCAGGACCAGAUUCAGCCCGGCAAAGCCUUCGCUUCUCGAACAGCUGGAUAAAUCCCCUACACGUCGAGUUGGUUCCUCGCGAACGCGGCCUAGACGGGGAAGCGUGAUUGACCUCCGCCAGGGGAACAACGGUGACGAUGCAGAUCUGUUCACUGGUGACAACCGAGACAGUAUUGAUGGCCAGUCGAUGACCGCUUUUGAUUUAACGAACGUGGUAGCUCUUGACGAGGACGACACGCUACAAGAUUCCUUCUUGAGACACAGCCGUUCUGGAUCCGACCCCACUGCUCCUUCAAAAAAACGAAGCCUCGAACCAGAUUAUCCACCGGAUGUCCUGUAUCAGAAGUCCUUUGCUGAGCUUCAGUCCGAACCGUUUGAUCGAUCUCCUAGCACCACCACUCCUGUACAACCCACACCCGCUCCAGAAGCAGAUACGGCCCCAGAAGACAAGUUCCCUAUGCUUGCGAACAUGUCAAACCUUGACCGCCGAAAUUACUUCUCAACUCUCUCAAUUGACGAAUGGGAAUCAUGCGGAGAUCAAUUGAUCGACCAAUUCACCGAUAUGCUCACGAAAAUGAAAGACCUACGCCAGGCACGACGCAAGACAGCCGCCAUCUUUGAGGCUGAAUUGAGAAGAAGGAAUGAAGUGGUCGAAGAACAGGGUCGCGAGUUAUCCGACAAGAUGGAAGUUAUGAGAACUGGGGGAGCAGAGGUUCUGCGUGGUCGUACCCCUUGA
Molecule: messenger RNA, 2814 nt
Organism: Aspergillus glaucus CBS 516.65
Lineage: Eukaryota; Fungi; Ascomycota; Eurotiomycetes; Eurotiales; Aspergillaceae
Exons: 2
Coding region: 1-2814 (937 amino acids)
Biological process (GO): transcription initiation at RNA polymerase I promoter; nucleolar large rRNA transcription by RNA polymerase I
Cellular component (GO): RNA polymerase I core factor complex
Molecular function (GO): RNA polymerase I general transcription initiation factor activity; RNA polymerase I core promoter sequence-specific DNA binding; TBP-class protein binding
Source: RefSeq, a predicted model, not a curated record